GUUUAUUGAAAUUUACUCCAGGAGGUCACAGCUUCGAGAUAAAUCCACAAAAUGCCUGAGAAAACGAAGUAUAAUCUCGUGGACGACACGCUGGACCCGAGGAUGCCUGUGGACAACGACGACAUCUUUCAGUAUGGAAUCACGUUCGAGGUGAAGUUUGUGGGCAGUUUGGACGUGGUUAGACCCAAAAGCAGGCUGGAGAUCCUGGCAGCCAUGAGGAGGAUAAGGUAUGAGUUUAAGGUGAAAAACAUCAAGAAGACCAAAGUCAGCCUUGUCAUAGCAGUGGAUGGGGUCAAAGUGGUGUUGCGGAAAAAGAAAAAGAAAAAUGCAUACAGCUGGGAUGAAGGUCAGGUAACACUGGCCCAAGACCCCAUUUACAGAAUAUUCUACGUUUCCCAUGAUUCCCAAGACCUGAAAAUAUUCAGUUAUAUCGCAAGAGAUAAGAAGAAUAAUGUGUUCCGCUGCAACGUCUUCAAAUCCAAGAGAAAGAGUCAGGCUAUGAGGAUAGUGCGGACGAUCGGCCAGGCGUUUGAGGUUUGCCAUAAACAAAGCCUGGAUUCUGUCGAUGCUUGGUUAGUGAAGGGAGAGGAGGAAAGACGUGAGGAGGAGCAGACUCCACCCUCUGAUAUCAGCACAGAGGAGUCAGUCCAGAAGAAGGAUGCAAAGGUCGUCCCUGAAGACCCUGUGUUAGAAAUAGAGCCGUCCAGACUGGCGUCUCCUCUGUCUGAGCCCCUGACCGUGAGCCAUCAGGUUCAGCUGCUGCAGAGACAGCUCCAGCAGCAGGAGCAGAAGAACCAGGCCGCGUCAGCACAGGCAGUGCUGCUCCAGCAGCAGCUCAGUGUGGAGUCGCGGGCGAGGGCGGAGGCGCAGGCUCGGGUGGAGCAGCUCCUGCAGCAGAACAGCGAGCUCCUGCAGCAUCUCUCCCUGCUGGUCAAACACAUCCAAGAGCUGGAGCUCCGCACUCACUCCACCUCCUCCAUGGGAUCUCAGGACAGCCUGCUGGAGAUCGCACUGAGGGCCAACAUUUCGCCCGACCCGCCCCGGCCUUCCUCUCCACAGGGCACGGUUCCCCGAGAGCCUGGCCUGGCCAAACUGGAUUCUUCAUUCUGCUUCUUCCCAGGGCCUCCAGCGCAGGAGAAGAAAAAAGAGCAGGACCGAGACUCGGGCCAGGGUCAGGACGAAGAUCAGCUGGCUGAAGGGUCUCCCACAGAAGUCCAAUUCUUCAGUCCUUUGGAGACCCCUGGGUUCAGAGAGUCUGGCAUCGCGUCCGGCUACGAGUCCAACACUGACGAGAGCGAUGAUCGAGACAGCUGGGGUCAGUAA
Molecule: messenger RNA, 1323 nt
Organism: Colossoma macropomum (tambaqui)
Lineage: Eukaryota; Metazoa; Chordata; Actinopteri; Characiformes; Serrasalmidae
Gene: nos1apb
Product: nitric oxide synthase 1 (neuronal) adaptor protein b
Exons: 10
Coding region: 52-1323 (423 amino acids)
Molecular function (GO): nitric-oxide synthase binding
Source: RefSeq, a predicted model, not a curated record